Messenger RNA from Entrophospora sp. SA101, 474 nucleotides. The record is from the annotation of a GenBank genome assembly. NCBI's taxonomy places the organism in Eukaryota, Fungi, Glomeromycota, Glomeromycetes, Entrophosporales, Entrophosporaceae.
AUGGAGGCUUUUGCAGAAUUAGCUUAUUCGGUUCAACCACUCUAUGAGGUUGUUAGACAAGCAAAGAAGAUUGAGUCAAAUAUUUUCGAAGCUUCUAAUUCAAAGGAAUUGAUUGAAGACAAAACCAAAAUUCAUUUAGAGCAAUUGGCCACAAAGUCUAUUCUUGAUUCGAUGGACAAACGAAUAAAGCAAAUUAAGGAGGAAACGGAAAUGAAAGGAAGAUCUAUAAAUAUUGAUAACAUCAAUUAUAUUAUCAAUAACGAAAACGAUGAAGAAGAUGUAAAAAGAAUUAAAGAAAUAUUACAAAUAGAAGAGCGACUACUUAAAGAAUCGUGGCAAAAAUAUAUUGAUGAACAAAUGGGUCGUUUACAUCAACAACGACAAAUGCAUUCUGAACGUUUAAGAUUAUCAAUACAAAAUAUGCAACUAAAUCAACAACAAAAUUUGAUAGCAUUGAAAUCAGUAUGGAAUUAG